CCGACGCAGGCCGCGGGCCGGGGGAGGGAGCGGCGCGGAGAGCGCCCGUAGGCCGCCGUCUCCAUGGGGAUGUGCUUUCCCUGCCCGGCGGAGUCCGCGCCGCCCUCCCCGAGCCUGGAAGAGAAAAGAACAAAGCUGGCAGAGGCUGCAGAGAGGAGACAGAAGGAGGCGGCAUCUCGGGGAAUCUUGGAUGUUCAGUCAGUGGAAGAGAAGCGAAAGAAAAAAGAAAAAAUGGAAAAGCAAAUUGCUACAUCUGGGCCCCCACCAGCAGGUGGACUUAGAAGUACUUUUCAGAGAAUGUGAACUAACUGACUACACAGGCAAGUGACCUAGGUCAUCAGAGUCCCCCGCAGAGACAGUUUCAUUUAAUCUCCUUCUUGGCCCUGCAGCUGGCGGAGACCACCAAGUAGUUGUCCGGGUUCAUGUCCCUCAGGGUUGGAGACUUGCUUUGGAUGGGAGACGUUUUGCCAUCGACGCGGGCUAUCUGCAGCAUGCGGCAGGGGUCGUGUUUCAACAGGUACCCUGCGAAGGUCUCCCACCCUCCUCCCACACGGACCAUGACGUGCUUGUUGUGCAGCAUCUGAAAUGAAAGGAGAGCCAACUGUGAAGUUCUGCAAAUAGCCACCGGACCAGCUCAGCUCCCAGGUCUGGGGAAGUCAGAGCAUUCUGUUUCUUUUGAUUUCCUGACCAUGUUUUUGCACUGAGAGCUAGAGUCUGACGUAGCCUAUGCUUUGUGAUAGAAGCCUUCUUUGGAAUCCAGAGCAAGCACCCACAGACUGUAGUUUUCUCGUGGGAUGGAGGCUCCCUGUACAGUUAUUUGAUGUGAUGCAUUUGGAGGCUGCCCUAGAACACCUGAGCUUCCACUGAGCUUUCCUCACUGCCUCUGCUCCUGUCUCCUCAAGUCAGGGCUUCAUUCUUCCCACUCAGGAAAUCUGGAAGUCUCUGCUCGUGCACUCUCUUGUUCACAAUCACUCAGAUAAUUGCUAUAAAACAGAAUUAAAACCACAUUUGGAAAAAUGGAAGUAUUUCCAAGUUAUGAGGCUUUUCAGGGACCACUGCAUGUAUUUGAAUAGAGGAAUAUUUAUGUUUUUUACUACCCUCUUCAUCUUGAUUACUUCAUUCAUUCUUGAUUACUGCAGUCCUAGGAGCCAUCCAGAGCCCCAGACUAACGAGGGUACUGGUGUGAGAAGGGAAGAAUACUUGUUUCUUUCUACUAGGAAAGCUGUCAGAGUUAUGAGGUUUGGCACCAGAAGUCAAAGCACUGACCCCUGGCUACGUGAAAUAUCCAAACACUUAAGAAGAUGAUUUGUGGCCACAAAAGUGCCUGAUGACUCCUCCUACCCACCAUGCUGUUGCCCAUCGAAGCCAUGUAGGGCCAAGAAGAGGACGAUGUGAGGGGACAGGGUCUCCUAGGUAUUGCAAAGCCUGGAGGGUGCACCAUGGCAGCUGAGAUCUGGACGUUUACAAUUCCCCUCUGGUGGUGCAGUGGGGAUGGUAUGUGGGGCCUUCAAGAAUCUGAACAAAGUUUUAUAUUCUCUCUAACCUCAUAGUUACAGACUUUGGACACAUAGUUUAAUAUUUCCUAGCAUCUUGUAAGACUCUUCAUGCACUGGACAUGAAGCAGUGUUAAGUGUUGUACAAACUCUUAAAAUGUAAUGAAUAACAGUAAGUGGACUCCUAAGAAUUACAUUAAAAGUAACUCUAAAGUUGCCUCAGUUACAGAAUUUUAGGACAAAAGAGGACUUGUGAUAUAUUUUUCAUGAGAAUUCUUGAUUUUAGCAUUAGAAUCGGGUGGCUUGAUGUAAAAUGUCCCUCUUAGGCUCCGGUGUUUCAAUACUUAAUUCCCAGUAGAUGAUGCUUUUCAGAAGUUUGUGGAGCCUUGUUGUAAGAAGUGUGUCACUGGGGACUGGGCUUGAUAGUCUAGCCAAGCUUGGUGCUUUGUGCUUUUUUAUUCCCUGCUGAUGUGAAGAUACAAUAUCAGCUGUCAUGAUGAAAAUUACCCUCAAAACCAAAAGCCAAAAUGAGCCCUUUCCCUGCAUAAACUUCUUCUGGUCAGCUGCUUUGUUCCAGCUACAAAGAAGUGACUGUUAAGAUCUGUCUGUUGCAAAGUCUUAAGAUUCAUGACUGCUUUUCCAGGUCCAGCCAGGAGCAGCUUCUUUUCUACAGAGAGGAACACUGAAGGUCAUGUUGCCAUUUAUGUGACUUGUUUAUAAUCCAGGUUUCCUGACCCCAAUCUAGUGUUUUGCCUGUGGUGGGCCCUACUCAAUAAAUGCAAUCUCUCAGGAUGUCUAACAGAUGACUUUAUUCCACACCCACAUCUUUUUGUGUAUGCCUCCACUGCUCCCUGUUCGAGAGCUGCUGCUCCUG
Jaculus jaculus (lesser Egyptian jerboa) is the source of this 2367-nucleotide messenger RNA. It is a transcript of the gene Svip, whose product is annotated as small VCP interacting protein. Gene Ontology annotation, cellular component: endoplasmic reticulum membrane. Gene Ontology annotation, biological process: positive regulation of autophagy; negative regulation of retrograde protein transport, ER to cytosol; negative regulation of VCP-NPL4-UFD1 AAA ATPase complex assembly. The coding region runs from base 64 to 303 and encodes 79 amino acids. The transcript is spliced from 4 exons. Lineage: Eukaryota; Metazoa; Chordata; Mammalia; Rodentia; Dipodidae. The record is from RefSeq and is a predicted model, not a curated record.